CCGAGAUCCUGGGAGGCCCUCAAACAUACCCAUUUCCCUCUUUAUUGUCAGAUAAAUUGCCAUUCACUCGGUCUCAGUGCGUGUCGAAAAUGUAAUCAGUCCUCCUCUCUAACUUCACAAUGUCCCAAUACCCCUUUUCUUGGGCCGCAGUAGCCUUGCGACCGAGAGCUACCCGUCCCCUUCGCUCGUACUCGACCAAGAGCAUCGACUCAAUCCUCAUUGCAAAUCGAGGAGAAAUUGCUCUGAGGGUUAAUCGCACUGCCGCUCAGCACGGCAUCCGCACCACUACUCUGUACACGAAUCCAGAUGCUCAUUCACAGCACGCUCUUUCCUCCCCCUUCUCCUUCAACCUCGGCGCGACAGCCGCUUAUUUGGACCAGGAGAAAAUCCUCCGAAUAGCGAAACAAGAGGGCUGUCAAGCUAUUCAUCCUGGCUACGGCUUCCUCUCUGAGAAUGCAGAGUUUGCAAAGAGAUGUGCGGAAGAGGGUGUUACUUUCAUCGGCCCUCCAGCAAGUGCCAUUGAGGAUAUGGGCGACAAAGCUAGGAGCAAAGAGAUCAUGAACGCGGCCGGUGUUCCUUGUGUACCUGGCUACCACGGAUCUGACCAGGCACCUGAGACACUUGCACAAGAGGCGGACAAGAUUGGAUAUCCUGUCCUGAUUAAAGCUGUUCGGGGCGGAGGCGGCAAGGGAAUGCGAAUCGCAAAAACUGCCAAUGACUUCCCAGACAUGCUUGAAAGCGCAAAGAGUGAGGCCAGGAAUUCAUUUGGCAACGAUGAAGUCCUCGUCGAAAAAUACAUCACCACCCCACGUCACAUUGAAGUUCAAGUAUUUGCCGACAAGCACGGAAACUGUGUUGCCCUUGGUGAACGAGAUUGUUCCAUUCAACGCCGUCAUCAGAAAAUCCUCGAGGAGUCUCCAGCUCCGAACCUGGACGACUCGAUCCGGAAAGAUCUGUGGGACAAGGCACGAGCGGCUGCACUUGCUGUCAAGUACGAAGGAGCCGGUACCGUCGAGUUCAUUUUUGACAACGACACGGGUGAAUUCUACUUCAUGGAAAUGAAUACUAGACUCCAAGUGGAGCAUCCGGUCACUGAAAUGGUAACCGGUCUUGAUCUUGUCCACUGGCAGAUCUUGGUCGCAGAAGGCAAACCACUCCCUCUCACCCAGGAACAGGUGGAAGAGCAGAUCUCUCGACGUGGACAUGCCAUCGAAGCUCGAAUCUACGCCGAGAACCCAGACAAGGGAUUCAUACCCGACUCUGGCAAACUUUUGCACGUUCAGCUCCCGAAAGAAAGCGCAGACGUGCGGAUAGAUAGCGGAUUUGUGCAAGGCGACGAAGUCUCAAGCCACUAUGACCCCAUGAUCGCCAAGCUGAUUGUCAGGGGCGGGACUCGAGAAGACGCUCUACGCAAAAUGGUUGCAGCAUUGCAAGACUACGAGGUGGCUGGACCAGUAACAAACAUCGAUUUUCUCAAACGAAUAUGCAAAUCCCCUGACUUCGUUGCUGGCAAGGUCGAGACGGGGUAUAUUGGAAAACACCAUGAGGAACUCUUCCCGCAGAUAAGUGCCACCUCAGAAGUCCUUGCUCAGGCUGCGAUUGCUUCGUUCCUUCGCCAUUCAAAUGCUCACAACUCACCUGCAUCGACUUCGGCCUGGCAAGUAUCUCCCCCUUCGUGGCUCAAUACAUCAUCCGACUUCCAGCCACGGACCUUCCAAUUCACGACCGCAAAUUUCGAACCCGAACCUGGAAAACAGUCUGAAAUCCUUGCCGUGGAACUUCGACAGACAAGUCCGGGCACAUUCUCCGUGUCAACUCCAAAUUCGGACCCAAUUUCGAUUUCAUCGUCCUUCGACCCCGAAUCAAAUACACUAACAACUUACUUUCCUCAUACACGCCAUACCUCACACAUCAUAUUCUCUCCUCCUUCAGCCUCGUCAGGCUCCGGGUCGAACCCAGAAAUCAUCCAUCUCUUCACACCACAUGGCUCCUUCCUUCUCUACUCACCUUCACCUUCAUGGCUCCAGAAAGCCCUGGGUGUGACCGAGAAACCCAAUUCAUUGCUCUCCCCUAUGCCGGCUAAGAUCCUCCGCGUACUCGUAUCGCCGGGGGAUGUGGUGAAGAAGGAGCAGCCGCUGAUCGUUAUUGAGAGCAUGAAGAUGGAGACGGUUAUAAGAAGCCCGAUGGAAGGGGCUAAGGUGCAGAGAAUAGUGCACGGGGAGGGCGAGGUGGUCGCUAGCGGCGUUGCCCUUGUAGAAUUCGAAGAAGAUGGGACAGACGGAGAAGGAAAGUGAACGAUGGUAGGAAAGUGUUGAGAACGUGAGCUAUGAGGGUGUAUAUCCCAGUUUUUGACGUGGGGGAAUGCCACAAGACCAUAAUAUCCAAGCGACCCGGCUGGCUGAUGUCGACUUGCGAGGCUUGCAAGGGUAAGAAAUGUAUGCUAUACACUCUCUCUGGAGGACGAGAGCAAUCGAAGAGCACGCAAGGCUGGCUCGUCUUACGCCCGUAUGGUGCCGCUGCUGCCAAUUACGUGGGGAGACCAUUUGACCCCUGCGCCGCGACCUUCUCAAGUGUCAAGCAACCGUGACGAGAAAUAAAGAAGAUACACACGAAGGCCAAAAAAAAUUGUAAAGAGCAUUGUGCUCGUACCCAUGUCUCAUUCAUGAAAGAGGCUCUUGGGGUCGUCAUGUUUUCCAACAGUGUAUUGAUUAGAUGGAGGCCUAUCUCAGAGGCUGAUAGACUGCCUGAGCCUGUCUCUGAAUAUGUCCAUCCCUG
Molecule: messenger RNA, 2775 nt
Organism: Cladophialophora immunda
Lineage: Eukaryota; Fungi; Ascomycota; Eurotiomycetes; Chaetothyriales; Herpotrichiellaceae
Exons: 1
Coding region: 120-2294 (724 amino acids)
Cellular component (GO): mitochondrion
Molecular function (GO): methylcrotonoyl-CoA carboxylase activity; ATP binding; metal ion binding
Source: RefSeq, a predicted model, not a curated record